CACAGGCCAGCAGGAGGCCACCCCUGACCUGGCCCUCCUACCCAGCCCGCCAGCCAAUGGCCAGCCCCCGCUGGGCAGCCUCCAGGCACUGGUUCAGGAAGUAUGGCUGGAGAAGCCCCGGUAUGAUGCAGCUGAGAGGGGCUUCUACGAGGCCCUGUUUGAUGGCCAUCCCCCUGGAAAGGUGCGCCUACAGGAGCGAGCUGGCCAAGCUGAGGGUGCCCGGCGGGGCCGCAGAGACCGGCGGGGCCGCAACGCCUUGGGGAGCAAGCGGGCCGGGUCACGGCGGGUCGACGGGGAGGCCCCCUCUGCUUUGCCCUGCUGGUACUUUCUGCACAAGGAUGCGGAGGCCCCCUGGCUCAGCAAACCCACCUACGACAGCGCCGAGUGCCGCCACCACGCUGCGGAGGCCCUUCACAUGGCCUGGCGCCUUGAAGCUGCCUCCCUGGCUCACCGGCCCAGUCCCCGCUCUGGCCCAUCCAUGUCCAGCCUAAGACCCAAGUAGGAGAAAUGUGCUGGGCAGGUGCUCGGCCCAGCCUGGGCUAUGGGCCCAGGGACAGCUGUCCCAAGCUGGGGCUUCUCAUGUUCCCCCACCCUGCCCUGGUUGGCUGUCCCCAAGACCUCUGGAUGCAGGCACAGUUUGAAAGAGAGUGAUGCUGUGUCUUUGGGGCAGUGUAGCUUCCAAACUUACUAACCUUGAGGGUUACAAACUUCUAGGCUGUCGGUGUGGAGGUAGGGAAGGACCAGCACAGGGGAGAAUCAGUCCCACACGGCAUUUCCCGCUUUGGCUAGGCAAUUCCUUAUUGUCCCCUCAGCCCUCACACCCUGGGACGUCACACGCUGAGAUGAUGAGGUUGCUCACAGGGCAGAUAGGGAGUGUUGAAGUUGAUGUUUGGCCUCUUUGCUCCCCUAGGGGGGUAGGAUGGGGAACCUGUGCCUACUGUCCUUCCCCAGCUUCCCUUGUUUGUGAUCACUUCUGAGGGGCAAUAGGCACCUCAAACACAAGCAUGCACUACUCAGGUGGCCUCAGGGUGAGGGGAGCCCAGUUUGAUCACCUACUGCAGCCCCUGUGGUUGUCUGGAGGCCCAGGGCUGGGGGACUAGGGCCUGACCAAUGGAGUAGUCCCCACCCCCACCAGCUGUAGGCAGGUGGCUGGAGACAGAAGGGAAAAUAGAGGGCAGGCCACAGUUCCCUGCUGGGGAGGGGAGAUGUGUGGUGAGAGGGUCAGGGAAGGGCUUGGAAGAUCCCAGCUAGGGUCCCAACCUUGGUCCCCAGACUCCCAGAGACGGGUGAGGCUAAAUUUGCUGGUUUGACAAGAUGGGGCAUUGGUGUGGCAGUGGGGUGAGACCCCAUGGUGGGAUUUCCUACCCUGACCUGUCUUGUUUGUGGUGCCCUAGAGACCAAGAGCCUCCUGGGGGAGUGGAGACAGUCACUGUGCCAAGGUGAUGCUUGGUAAAACCCAGAGAUGGCUGGGGACUUGACACAGAGAUUGGUGACAGAGUGGGGUUAGGAUCAGGUUGCUGUUACACUUGAUGGGUAGUAGGAGAGACUUGGCUGUUCAGGGAGGAGGUGGUUUGGACUGCGUGAGUGUGGCACAGCUGCGGGUGACUGGUGGUACCAAUGAAAUGUGAUUUGCAAAAACAGGUGGAGGCUGGCUGUGACCCACAGGCCAGGGUCCCUGGUCCAGAGCAGCACCUCUUGAGCUUUCUGGUCUUGCGGUCCCCAGAGCAGUUGUUGUGUCUGUUGAGUUUUACCAUGUUAGCAAGCUGAGGAAUGUGAAACGUACUUAUUUGUUGAAGAAGAAGCUUGUUAUGUGCUAAUUACACGUUUUUAUGAGAAACACUUUUCCCAUUAACAAAAAUUUCAUCUGGGCCUGGUGGCUAACGCCUAUACUCCCAGCACUGUUGGAGGCCAGAAGUUGGAGCAGCCUGACUUUACUUUUCUGCAUGUCCGUAGUCUGGCCUAGUCGGGUCAGCUGGGUUCUCUCACUUGUUCCUGCACUCAGAGUGUUGGUGUUUGUAGUUUCACUGAUGUAAAUCCAGCCUCCUAUAGUUGAAAACAGGACCUCAGGGACCCCCAGAGGUUCUUGAAGAGUCUUUGAUCUGGAGGAAGGCCUGGGGACCCUGCCCCAGCACCAGUGGCAACUGUACUAGGGGCUCAGGGUGCUUUGUGUAUGGGGGGCCUUCAUACGGAGGCCACUCGUGUUUCCCCUAGGGUCCACCGCCUUUGUCACCAAGGACUGAGAUGGCCCAGAACCCCAGAACUGGUGUCGGACAGAUUGGGCAGAAAAAUGGCUACAAACUUCCUAGUCCAUGAGAAGAUCUGGUUUGACAAGUUCAAGUAUGAUGAUGCAGAAAGGAAAUUCUAUGAGCAGAUGAACGGGCCUAUGGCAGGCUCCUCACAGGAGAAUGGCGCCAGUGUGAUUCUACGAGACAUUGCGAGAGCCAGAGAGAACAUCCAGAAAUCCCUGGCUGGAAGCUCAGGCCCUGGGGCUUCCAGUGGCCCUGGUGGAGACCACAGUGAGCUGAUCACCCGGAUCGCCAGUCUGGAAGUGGAGAACCAGAGCCUGCGAGGCGUGGUACAGGACCUGCAGCAGGCUUUCUCCAAGCUGGAGGCCCGGCUGAGUGUGCUGGAGAAGAGCUCACCCAGCCAUCGGGCCACAGCCCCACAAACCCAGCAUGUGUCUCCCAUGCGCCAAGUGGAGCCUCCAGCCAAAAAGGUGGCCACACCAGCCGAGGAUGAUGAGGACGACGACAUUGACCUGUUUGGCAGUGACAAUGAGGAAGAAGACAAAGAGGCAGCCCGACUGCGGGAGGAGCGGCUGCGGCAGUAUGCAGAAAAGAAGGCCAAGAAGCCAGCGCUGGUAGCCAAGUCUUCCAUCCUGCUGGAUGUCAAGCCUUGGGAUGAUGAGACAGAUAUGGCCCAGCUAGAGGCCUGUGUGCGCUCCAUCCAGCUGGACGGACUGGUCUGGGGGGCAUCCAAGCUGGUGCCUGUGGGCUAUGGCAUCCAGAAGCUGCAGAUCCAGUGUGUGGUGGAGGACGACAAGGUUGGGACCGACCUGCUAGAAGAAGAGAUCACCAAGUUUGAGGAGCAUGUGCAGAGUGUGGACAUCGCAGCUUUCAACAAAAUCUGAAGCCUAAAGAGCAUGUGCGUGCGUGUGGCCCUGCCAUGAAUAAAGACUGUGCCUCCUGC
Messenger RNA from Otolemur garnettii (small-eared galago), 3189 nucleotides. It is a transcript of the gene EEF1D, whose product is annotated as eukaryotic translation elongation factor 1 delta. The coding region runs from base 2171 to 3130 and encodes 319 amino acids. Gene Ontology annotation, cellular component: eukaryotic translation elongation factor 1 complex; cytosol. The record is from RefSeq and is a predicted model, not a curated record. Gene Ontology annotation, molecular function: translation elongation factor activity; guanyl-nucleotide exchange factor activity. Gene Ontology annotation, biological process: translational elongation. The transcript has 8 exons. Lineage: Eukaryota; Metazoa; Chordata; Mammalia; Primates; Galagidae.